UUAAGAAUGGGAAAAUAUUUGGUUUUUUUUCUUCUAGUCCUCUUUUCCUUUGAUUCUAUAGAUUCAUUGUUGCCUCCUUUCUUCAGAACUUUUCAUCUCCAAAUUGUAAAUCAGCUUCAGUUUAACAAGAAACUGAAAGUCCAAUGCGAGAGUAACACACAUGGUUUUCCAAUUACAUAUCUUAACAUAGGCGAGAGUUUUCAAUUCAAAUUUAUAAUUUUUCCAAAUGUUUUAUAUCGGUGUAACUUAUGGCAGGGACCAAACUAUAAACAUCAUGUGUUUUUUGAAGCUUUCUUUCCGAGCCUAAAUUGUAUAGAUGGUACAUAUAAUGGAAUGAACCCUAAUGUGUGUCUGUGGAUUGCAAAAGAACAAGGAGUAUAUGUCCGUCACACCAAAUUUCUAAGAGAGUAUUUCAGGUAUGGAUGGGAUAUUCCAACAAAACAAAGAGAGAUCGCUCCGGUCGGUGCACCUACAAGUGAAUCAGAAUUUGAUUCAUAACUUUAAUAAAAUUCUGAAAAACAAUUUCAAAAAUUAUGUACAAUCUUGGUAUUGUUGUAUCAUGCUGAAGAGA
Messenger RNA from Camelina sativa (false flax), 571 nucleotides. Its product is annotated as S-protein homolog 21-like. The record is from RefSeq and is a predicted model, not a curated record. NCBI's taxonomy places the organism in Eukaryota, Viridiplantae, Streptophyta, Magnoliopsida, Brassicales, Brassicaceae.